Molecule: messenger RNA, 576 nt
Organism: Yamadazyma jaroonii
Lineage: Eukaryota; Fungi; Ascomycota; Pichiomycetes; Serinales; Debaryomycetaceae
Source: the annotation of a GenBank genome assembly
AUGCAAACUAUAAAAUGUGUUGUUGUAGGAGAUGGUGCUGUUGGUAAAACUUGUUUAUUAAUUAGUUAUACCACAUCAAAAUUCCCAGCUGAUUAUGUACCAACAGUUUUUGAUAAUUAUGCUGUUACAGUAUUAAUUGGAGAUGAACCUUAUACUUUAGGAUUAUUUGAUACCGCCGGACAAGAAGAUUAUGAUAGAUUAAGACCAUUAAGUUAUCCAUCAACUGAUGUUUUCUUGGUUUGUUUCUCAGUUAUUGCCCCUGCAUCAUUUGAAAAUGUUAAAGAAAAAUGGUUCCCUGAAGUUCAUCAUCAUUGUCCUGGUGUACCAUGUUUAAUAAUUGGUACUCAAAGUGAUUUAAGAAAUGAUGAAGUUAUUUUACAAAGAUUACAAAGACAAAAAUUAUCUCCAAUCUCUUAUGAACAAGGAGAAAAAUUAGCAAAAGAAUUAAGAGCUGUUAAAUAUUUAGAAUGUUCAGCUUUAACUCAAAGAGGUUUAAAAACUGUUUUUGACGAAGCUAUUGUUGCAGCUUUAGAACCUCCUGUUAUUAAAAAAUCUAAAAAAUGUAAUAUUUUAUAG